CUGCCUAGAAACUCGAGUUCCCGAAGGUGUUGCAAUUGAUUUCCCAGCAAAAAGAUGUAAUUGCAGCAAUAUGUGGGUGUUCAAAGAGUGAGUGACUGUGCCAGGAGAUGCUCUAGUGUCCUGUCUCGCGAUUGCCAGUGAAUAUUUUCCCACAGUGCGCAGCAGAUCGUGAGAAUAGUGCAGUGUCUUUUUUCUCCUCGGGAGGUCAACUGAGGUGUUGUUCGACCGCAGUGACUGUGGUGAUGGACUCACAGGGAAAUUCAGCGGACCAGGAGAGCGCCCAGUGCACGGUAUCACGCGAGAGUCCUGACUCUGCGAGGCAGAAUGCACCGAAGCGAAAGCACGAGGAUGACGAGGAGGAUGAGCGACGCGCGAAGGCUGGCUGCCAGAGGGACUCACCUGAUGCGGCUGGCGAGGAGCCAAAGCCUGACGCGACAGAUUCCGACUUGGCUGAGAUCCUGAAGCAGGGAGUGCCUAUGGAGAAGCCUAUCAAUUUGGCUGAGAUCUUGCCAAGCUCCUCAAGCCUGGAAUCUGCUCAGGAUGUCGCAGGGGAAAAUGCUGAGGCGGCGAAAUUAACCCAUGACUUCGAUAUUUCCGAGAAGCUGAGGGAAAUGGGAGAGAUCAGCGUCCAGCCAGUGUCCAAGAGUGACGCCAAGAAGCCGGCUGAGACGGAGAGCAAGGACGAAGUGUCGGUGGAGAUCACGAAAAAGGGCGGAGAUGAGUCUGAGGACAAGAGGAAGGUGACAAACCUCAGGAAGAACAUUCGCGAGGUGAUGGACGACAAUCAGCUGGAUGCCUCGACUCUUGCCGCUCAGCGUGAGGAGUUGGAGCGUCUGGCUCGUGUGCAGGAGCAGCAGAAGAUCAUCCGGGCGGUGCAGAGGCAGAUCGAUGCUGAGAAGCAGAACAGCAAGAUGCAAUCUAAAGUGCUCUCACUGCUGCAAGGCCACACAUCGUUGCUCAAGUCGUCUGCUGGUCAGACUAGUGUGGCAGGAACCAGUGGAGGUGCAGUUCUGAUGAAGGUACCUUCCGUCGAGCCAAAACCUCGCGUAACAAAUCUCACGCCAUCCGUCAGUAUCGCUCCUGUUCGUGGUCCGCAGAUGCGGAGGGAUGUGCUUGAUGAGGAGGAGGAGGAGCGCGAGAUGAAGAUCAAUGCCCAAAUCGAGGCAGAAGAAGCGGCUGAGAAGGAAGCGCUGCAGAAUGCUAGAAAGGAGGUGGUAACUAUCGUGGACAGCAGUUCGGAGGACGAUUGUAUCGUGCUAUCGGACGAUGAUGAAGAAGAAGAGGAGACAGAUGAAGAUCCCCACAAUAGUGGAUUGCACGUGAAGGAUCAGUACAAUGUGCCCGAUGACCAGGGACGCGUUAUCAUCAACAUUGGCCAUCCGGAGAAUGAGCCUGACGUGUUUGUGGCGCCUCAGAUUUCGCGAGUGAUCAAACCCCACCAGAUUGGGGGAGUGAGAUUCCUGUAUGACAACAUUAUUGAGAGUCUGGAUCGCUUCGAGACGUCGACGGGAUUCGGGUGUAUUCUGGCCCAUUCGAUGGGCCUGGGCAAGACGCUGCAGUUAGUUUGUUUCUGUGAUAUAUUCCUAAGGCACACGAGCUCCAAGACUGUGUUAUGCAUCAUGCCGGUGAACACGCUGCAGAAUUGGAUAGCGGAGUUCAACAUGUGGUUGCCGGAGAAUGCUGAGAAGACACCUCUGGCUGCCCAUGGAGAGGUGAGGGCGCGCAACUUCAAGAUACACGUUCUCAAUGACUCACACAAGAGUCUCUCGGCGCGCUCGAAGGUGGUGCUGGGCUGGGUCCGCGAUGGAGGUGUCCUUAUGAUAGGUUACGAGAUGUUCAGGUUGCUGAGCAUGAAGAAGAUGACGAAGAAGAGGAGCAAGAAGGCGGAAAAUGAUGCAAAGCUGUAUCAGGAACAGUCUGAGGCUCACAAACAUCUGCUGGACGAGAUGUACGAGGCUCUGGUGAAACCCGGGCCGGACCUGGUGGUGUGCGAUGAGGGACAUCGCAUUAAGAACUCCCAUGCGAGCAUUUCGGUGGCGCUGAAGCAGAUCAAGUCCAGAAGACGCAUUGUUCUCACGGGCUAUCCACUGCAGAACAAUCUAAUGGAGUAUUGGUGCAUGGUGGACUUUGUGCGACCGAACUAUCUGGGCACGAAGACCGAGUUUGCCAAUAUGUUUGAGCGCCCCAUUCAGAAUGGACAGUGCAUCGAUUCCACACCAAAUGACAUCAAGCUGAUGAGAUAUCGCGCUCAUGUGCUGCAUUCCCUGCUGCUGGGCUUCGUGCAGCGUCGAUCUCACAUGGUGCUGCAAUGCAGCCUGCCGCAGAAGGAAGAGUACGUGCUUCUGGUGCGGAUGACAGAAUUCCAGCGGAAGCUCUAUGACGUCUUUAUGAAUGAUGUUGUGCGAACAAAGUCUGUGCCCAAUCCGCUGAAGGCAUUUGCCGUGUGUUGCAAGAUCUGGAAUCAUCCGGAUGUGCUGUAUAAUUUUCUGAAGAAGCGCGAAGCGGAUCUGGAUCUCGAGAUUGAGGUGGCUGAGGCGGCUAACGGGGAGGCGAAUGUGGGCAAGAAGGGGGCGUCGCCGAAGAAACCAAGAGGCAAGAAGUUAAGUAACACCACAAAGACGAUAGAUAUGGAUGGAAAGAUGAAACCAGCGGCAACUAUUCUGCCAACAACAAAUUCCACGGUGAAUUCGGUGAGUUCUCAAGAGAAGCCGACGACUGUAACUGCAGCGACGCCUCAGGUUCAGACAGUUGCGGAUACUUCACAAGCGCCAAAGAUAGAAUCUGGCUUGCCAGAGACGAAAGUGGAGAAGAAUUCACCGAAUUACAAGCCACCAGAGCAGAACUACAUGGUUGAUCCAAACAAGCAGAUGCUAAACUAUCCAAACUACAAUCACUACCCAAAUACGUAUGAUAAUUACGGUCAAUACCCACAGCAGGAUGUUAAACCAUAUCAGAACAUGUACGGAAAUCAGCAGAAUCUACAAUCUGGCUACUAUCAGAACCAAACUUACGCAGAUAAUUACAAUUACAAUCCAAAUGCAAAUAUGCAAUACGACCAAGGAAAUUACUGGCAAUCGAGCAAUUAUUAUCAGAACAAUAGUCAACCUUACAAUCAGAGUUAUGGCAAUUAUGAUAAUCAAUACAGAGACAAUAGAGCGUACAUGAUGGAACAGCAGAGUCCAGCUCAACAGCCAACGCCACUCUCAUAUGGUAAUCACUAUCCCUACAAUGCGCCACAAGAUAACGCAAAUGAAGCCUCGGGGGAGAUAAAGGCGGAAAAGACGCCGAGUGAUGACCAAUCAUCGGCUAUCGUGGAUAUGGACACAAAAGAGAUAAAGCUCGAGGCCAAAAGCGCCUUGCCGGAGGUCGAUGAAGUAACAUCCGGUGAGAAGGAGGACGAGGGCGCAAAGGAGGUGAAGGAGGACGUUGUUGAGGAGUGUGAGAAGGAAAGUGUGAAGUCAUCGAGGGAUGAUGUGAUUCCGUAUGAUUGGGCUGUAGAGCUAAUGAAAGGCUAUGUAGCGGAUUUGCUGGAGAAUGCACCAAAGAUGCAGAUCUUCUUCUGUAUUCUCGAGGAGAGUCUGAAACUGGGAGACAGGAUUCUUGUCUUCAGCCAGAGUCUCCUGACACUUAAUCUAAUUGAGAAAUUCCUGCAAAUGACUACACUGACAGGGACUGACAUCAAAUGGGCGAGGAACACAAAUUACUAUCGAUUGGAUGGCUCAACGAGUGCUCUUGAUCGAGAGAAAUUAAUCAACGAAUUCAACUCUAAUCCCAACAUUCAACUGUUUCUCGUGUCAACAAGGGCCGGUUCGUUGGGCAUUAAUCUCGUGGGAGCGAAUAGAGUGAUUGUUUUUGACGCUAGCUGGAAUCCUUGUCACGACACUCAAGCGGUUUGUCGGGUGUACAGAUAUGGACAGAAGAAGCCCUGCUUCGUUUAUCGUUUGGUCAUGGACAAUUGCCUGGAGAAGAAGAUAUAUGAUCGUCAAGUGAACAAACAAGGAAUGUCUGACCGUGUUGUGGAUGAGUGCAAUCCCGAUGCUCAUCUAUCAAUCAAAGAGGUGACGAGUCUCUGUUGGGAUGAUGAAAAGGAUUCGGAGGAGAAGGAUUUUGGGUACUGCAAGGACAAAUUUAUUGAUUUAGUGAUGCAGAAGAUUAUUGAUGGCUACUCGAAAAUCCUCUCGAAAGAACCCUUUCAGCAUGAGAGUCUCCUUGUUGAUAGGAAGGAGAAGAAGCUCUCACAGGCAGAAAAGAGACUCGCUCAGAGGGGAUAUGAGCUGGAGAAGCAAGCCUCUGCUCGUCCGAAUUACGCCUACAACAACGUAGGGACGCAGUAUAGAGCCAUUAGGACCCCUGACGGAUCCAUUGUUCAUCGUCCGGUGGCUUCUGUUCGCCCAAUGCAGUCGGUUAUGAACGAUCCGAAUUACCGGCAGAAUAUGAUGAAUCGGCAAACACGGUGGAUUCCGGCUGAAGUGUGGCAGAGACAAGGCAUGACGGCUCAGGAAAUGACUCUUCCGCUGGACGUUGUCAUUCCCACCAGUUCCGCUGAGAAGUCCAACAUUGUCCUGAAAGCUGGUCAGAAGGUGAUGGUUCUGAAGUCUCCUAAAGGCAUCUACAUGCAGUUGGAGACAGGGAAAAUAAUCGCCAUCAGGACAGCGUUCAAAGUGAAUCACGGGAAGGAUGGGAAACAUGACGCCGAUGGGGGGAAUCGCGUUAAGACUCCGGUGGGGGCGGAAAUUAGUGACAGUGAAUCCAUGGCUCUGGUCGGUCAGAAUGCCCAUGCUGCUGGCGAGAGGGACAGAGUGAUUGACUUGGAUAAGGAUGGUGGGAAUGAGAGUGAAUCGAUGGACGAUUAUCAGGGUGUGAAGGCAAAGUCUGAUGAGAAGAGCCCUGAACUGAUGAGAGCAAACAAUCCGUAUGGUGUGAAUAAAUUCAUGGGGCAAAAUUUGCCGCCCAAUCAAGGUGGUUUUGCAGAUUCGGGCAAUGCCACCGUCACACCGGCGAAUGCUAAUGAGACAAUCAAUCAAAGUGCUAUGAAUCACAAUUACCAGCCGUUUCCACCUGCCGUGCAGCCUCCGGGGAAGAUUGAUGGGGAAAUUAAGGGGAGCAAUGGUCCUGAAUUGGAUAAAAACACUGACGACGUGAUUAUGCUGUCACCUGAGCCUGGAGAGACGACAGAGCCGGCAAAGCGUUCCAUGGCUGCGCCAUAUGAGGCUGCUCCAUAUGGGAGUCAAGCGUAUCAUCAAUAUCCGCCGUAUCAGCAACACAAUCAGCACUACAGUGCUUAUGGGAAUCAGGGACAACAACAGUAUUACUCAUCCCAUCAUCAAAUGGGUCAUCCACCGCCAAAUCCGUACAAUGCCGCCAUGCAAAUGCCUCCGGCCAAUCCUUCAGCCACUCAGACGUCUCUCUCAAGUAACUUACCUCAGGGUACGCCUCAGGGAGCGAGUCAGAAUACAAUGGUGCCACCAACAAUUACCAUUGAUGAUGAUGAUACUGAGCCUAUCAUGAGGCAGAAAGUGGUGUACAAGCCAAACCUCGUGAGCAGGAAUAAGAAACCACCUCCCAGCACUCCUCCUCAGUCGUACGGUGCUGGUGUGAAUCCGCAGCAGAACUACACGCCUCAACCUGUGCAGAAUGCAGCGUAUGGAAGCAUGACACCAAAAAGUGGCUAUCGAAUGAGAUCGCCAGUGAAUCACCAUGGCAUGCCUCACACAUCUCAAUCCCCUCACAUGUCGCCGUACUACAAGCAGGGAUCAUCCUAUCGUCCGCCAAGUAACUCCUACGACACUUACGGAAGUCCCAGCGGAGACUUUCAACCGAGUAGCUUGAGUUGUCUAGAGCGCACGACAUCAUCCAUUGACGAGUCAAAGUCAAUGUACAAAGCAUCACUGUCGAAUAUUACCAAUAGUGCUCCACUGAGUCCACCAGGCGCACCGCCAUCUCAGACAACAUCUCCUGGAGCUGUGUCGAAGAGUGGCUCACGCGGGCCAAAGCCCAGGAAUCGUAGAAAAGCCAAUAGUAAGAGUCCAGCGCUGCCACAAAGUGUGUCUGAGGCGAAGCCGGGCUCACCGGCGAGGAAGGUGACGACGCCAAAAUCGCCAAAGGGAGCUAAUGGGCCGAGUGAAGUUGUGGGAAGUGCUCAAAAUCAAGCUAUCGGACAGCAACAUCUCAUGCCAGGGCAAUAUAAUCCAAGUCAUCCUCCGUAUUACACAACACCACUCGAGAGCAGCACUUACCAGAGUCAGCCGGCGCAUCAAGUGGACUCGAGGAGUCCCAAGAGUACAGCCACACCGGGACAAUCUCAAUAUGGAGGUCACUUUAAUCAAUCGGCCGUGCCACAAGUUCCUGCUAUUGAGACUCCCGCCUAUUCAGCUCCUGUGAGUGCUCCUGACACUACAAUCCCUGCGAAUUCAACUUACGCAGCACCGCAGCAAUCGAGUUAUGCGCCCUUCGAUGCUUCAUAUGCGCCUCCUGUCACUGGAUCGGCGUUUCAUCGUCCUGAAAAUGCACCCUCUUACACAACUCCUGCUCCGAAUCAUCAUCACGAUACGGGGCACUUGGCGGUGCAGAAUCAGUACGCCAGUGGACAGUAUCAAUCGUCUUAUAUGACACCGCAGCAGACCUCGUAUGCGUACAAUCCUCCGCCUGGCGGCUACUAUCCUCCCGCUCCGGCUGCAACACAUUCCUACCCAUCCACAGGCGAGUACGAUCCCUCUCGAUAUCAACCUCCCCUGCCGCCCGUCCCACCUGCGCCGCACGAUUCCCAAUACACAGGCAAUUCCUACGUGAAUCCUCCUUACAGCUAUCCUCCUUAUGCGGCGCCUCCUGGCCAAGCGCCUCAGGCCAACUCUCAAUGGCAGUAAGUCUCUCAUGCCGUGCGCAAGAAUUGUUCAGAAGGCAAAUGGACAGGAAAUUUUACACACUUUCGCAGUUGCGAAGAUACAUUAUCAUCUAAUUGGAUAGACAUGUUAUGUUUACCUUUACAAUUGAUCUGCUAAACAUCAAUUAGCUGACAAAGUGAAGGAAUAACGACUGAAGGACUUUUAAAAGCUUUUUUUUUUAUAUCGGCAGGUGCUGUGUUUUGUAUUAUAGCAAAGUUUUUAAAUAUGGGUUUUAUAGAUUUAGACAUAAAAUUUCUACUCGAAUUGUAAAUUAUAUAAUUUUUAGUGCAAAUAUUUACAAUCCUAAUACAAUUUUAUUGGGAAUUGAAGUUACAAGAUCGUGUUUCCUUUGCAGAAUGUACAAGAAAAGAUUAAUGUUUGCCUAUUUCAUCCUAAUGGAAUGACUAACCUAGACACUUCAGUGCGUACAAUUUCCUGUCCAUGAGCUCAGAAUUUACUGUAGUGUUGAACCUCAAUAAGAUGUCAAGAAUGAGGACACAUUAAAUCAUUUUGUAUGAAAAUUUAAUUAUAACUCAUAUCAUAUAUCAUACAUUCUAUAAAGUACAUUUUAACUUAUUCAGUGAUUUCCGAAGGUGUUACAAAAUAUGCAUAAUGUGUAAUUGGCAUAUACGGCAUAUACAUAAUAAUAGACUAUUUAAAAUACAAACAAACAAUUUGUAUCAUUGUACAUAGUUCAAUAGCGCGUAGCAAUUUUUAUUUAGAGGAAUCCUAUAAAUGUAAAGUAGCCUUCAAUUUGUCUGUAGAAUUGAAAAUAUGUGAGAAGUAUUUGGAGAAGAAACAAAGUAUUUGGAUGUGAGAGAGAGAAAGAGAAAGAGUAAAAAAAAUUGUGAUUGUUUCAGCAGGAA
This is a messenger RNA of Phlebotomus argentipes, 7747 nucleotides long. Its product is annotated as helicase ARIP4. The transcript has 6 exons. Gene Ontology annotation, cellular component: nucleus. The record is from RefSeq and is a predicted model, not a curated record. Gene Ontology annotation, molecular function: ATP-dependent chromatin remodeler activity; ATP binding; ATP hydrolysis activity. Lineage: Eukaryota; Metazoa; Arthropoda; Insecta; Diptera; Psychodidae. Bases 243 to 6863 code for a protein of 2206 amino acids.